UCCCACCACACGAAAUAUCCCCACUCGCAACGCACGAUUCGCAUACCCGUACUGACUCUCAACGACCCUCAUUACAGAAGAUCAGCCCCGCAAAAAUGGCCAACGAAACCGAAGUCAAAAAGCCCACCCAGGACGAUCUCGUCGACGGACUCCAAAACCUCUCCGUCAACGACUCGCCAGCGACUGGCGCCGAAGGUGGCGAAAAGACAAAGAAGCCCAGAAAGAGGACCAACAAGAAAAAGACAACAAACACCGAUGUAAAGACCGAAGCUGAGGAGGGUGUUACUGCGACUGCGACCACCAAUGGAGAUGAGAAUGGCGAUGGAGAUGUGACGUCCCCGGCUUCCACGGCACCGAAAUAUGAUAACACUGCCAAGGUUUUUGUCGGGAACUUGCCGUUCCAGGUUACGAAGGAGGAGUUGGAGGUGGCUUUCGGUAAUGCUGGUGCAAUCGCUGAAGUGAACGUCAUCACCCGGGGCGACCGCUCCAUGGGCUUCGGCUUCAUCUCCUUUGAGCGGGACGAAGACGCUGACAAGGCUGUCCAGCUCUUGAACGCGACAGACAUCGGUGGCCGAACGAUCAGUGUGGAACGGGCUCAGGACAAGGAUCCCAACGAACCUCGCCGACGAAGAGGCGGGUUCAGGGGUCGUGGGCGUGGGGUUGGACGUGGACGUGGAAGGGGCGGACGGGGCGCGUUCCGUGGGAGGGGACGUGGAAGCUUUAGCGAGGAAGGAGGUGCUCGGGUCGACCAAGAAGAGCACGAAUACACAGAGGGUACCGAAGGCCACGACGGCGAAGCUGGCUCACGCAGCCGGGGCCGUGGUCGCGGCAGCCGAGGAGGCCGAGGCCGCGGAGCCAGCCGCACCCCCCGAUCCCCCCGCGACACCACAGGCGAAACCAGCAAGACGACAAUCUUUGUCGCAAACCUCCCCUUCAAAGUCGACGACGAAGACCUGGCCUCGAUCUUCAAGGGCUACUCCGUCGCGUCCGUCCACGUCGUCAAGCUCCGUAACGGCCGCUCGAAGGGUUUUGGAUUCGUCGAGCUCGCGAAUGAAGCGGAGCAGCACAAGGUGUUGCAGGAGUUGAAGAAUAUUGUGGUGGAUGGGAGGGAGUUGGUUAUCAAGGUUGCUAUGGCGUACCAGACCCCGCCGAGCAAGGAGGAGGAGGUUAAGGAGGAAGCGGAGCAGGAAUAGGGCGAGCGCAGGCGAGGUUGAUGAACCGUUUGCAAAUCUCUCUUUCCGCUGUGUGGUGUGUGCCGCUCGCAGUCUCUGUCCCGUAUCCCAUUUUUGUUUAUCCCCCCGCGAAUCCCCCUGUACUAUGUCACACCCGAUUCCAAAACAUCCCCCAACAACGCACGCUCGGAUCAAAACAUGAUCUCUUCUCGCUUAUACUCUCUCUCGUUCCGUGCCUCACGUACAAAAAUAUAAAACAUUGGUCAUGGCAACAAACACAUCCCUCUUUGCUAUGUGAAAUCUUGCCAUAUCUGAGUGUCGGGCGACGGGGUUGGUUGGGGAAUAUCGGGACCG
Fimicolochytrium jonesii is the source of this 1526-nucleotide messenger RNA. RefSeq lists its product as uncharacterized. The record is from RefSeq and is a predicted model, not a curated record. The coding region runs from base 96 to 1193 and encodes 365 amino acids. Gene Ontology annotation, cellular component: cytosol. The transcript is spliced from 3 exons. Lineage: Eukaryota; Fungi; Chytridiomycota; Chytridiomycetes; Spizellomycetales; Powellomycetaceae. Gene Ontology annotation, molecular function: mRNA binding.